This is a messenger RNA of Xyrichtys novacula (pearly razorfish), 5527 nucleotides long. NCBI's taxonomy places the organism in Eukaryota, Metazoa, Chordata, Actinopteri, Labriformes, Labridae. The record is from the annotation of a GenBank genome assembly.
UUUUUGUGUCCUCUCAUGUGACUUUGUCGUAAACAGGAAGCAGCUGAUCUUGACUUCACUGCCUCUUUCUUCCAACUAAUGUUUAGAUCAACCAUAUCUUUAGAAAAGAAGAGCUUUAGUCUGAAACAGCUUCAGUUGAAACACCUGUUUUAGUCUGCUGGGGUAAGUUGUUGAUAAAUCUUCCGAUAUUAGCUUGGUUAGCGAACUAGCCGGAUAGCUUGACUAAUAUAGCUCUCUGACAUCUACUGUAUGGAUCGUGCUAGUUAGCUUAGCAUUAGCGAGGGGUUUUAUCGGCUAAAGAGGAGAUAGUUUGGUGGGAGUUGGUUAAUUGUUUGUAUGUUAUAGUGAGUUUAUUGAAUCAGUGCAGUAUUUGUGAUGCAUCUGUUCGUGUUUUAACCGAUAAACAUGUUUUCAGCAGUGACUUCAGCCUGAUCAGUUCAGACCAAACACAUGACAGCUAGGUGAAAAUAUUUGUUUUUGUCCUGCAGCAGCCGAGGAAGAGGAGAGAGAGAGCUGCUGUGGACACACACUAAAGUCAUCUGACUUGCAGCUCAGGGUGAUACUCUACAACAUCGUGUCUGUUAAGGGGGAUGUCAAGCACAGCAAUGAAGAAAAAGGUAAAUCAGAGGCUGAUUAUCAACUCUUUGUGACAUGACAGAGUCAGUGUGUUUUACUGUUUGUUGCUCUAACUUAGACCUUUAAUAGGAUGUGGUAGCUGCAUAUCACAGCAGUGGCAAAAGAGCGUUAUUAUAUGCUUUAAGAAAUUAUUUAUCUAUUCAUUGUUAUUCAUCCAAACCAUCUGCCCAGGACAGUGUGGGAAGACAGACCAUAAUCUUGUUCUUCGAUUCCAACUCCUAUCUGCUGUUAUAGUUUCUUCCCCUGACUGACUCGACCUCUUUAAGAUCUUAAGGGAAAUUUAAAUGCCAUUUAAAAUGAUUAAAAAAAAAAUGUUGAUUGAUUGAUUGAUUCUGAUAUUUCUCAGAUAAAUAUUUUUUAUGAAACCGUCUUUUUUUGCCAAUCAUAAAACCAUACACAGUAAGGCUUGAGGUCUCUUAAAACAAGACAGUUCUAGUCAUGGUGUGCAAUGUAGGGGAGACCAGGGCUUGUUGUCACAUGGGUAAGUUGUCACAUUGUAAUUAUCUUUGCCACCAGAGGGCGCAACUAAAAAGUGGAAUACUAGUUUUCUUCCUUUACAUGGUCAGGGGUCGUGUCCUGUCUGAGACGAGAAAAGCACAUCAUGAGCUGAGAUGAGCACCAAUUAAUCAUUUUGCACAACCCAAAGUAAAAAAAAAAGACUAUAUAUUUUAAAAAAUACUUCUUCCAGAUUAAAAUCCUAGCAGUGAUUCAUGUGGACUUGUUAGAGAAGAGAUUAAGCUAUCCUGUCAUACCUCAGUCAUUGUUCUGUUUUAAGCUAACUUUAAGCAAGAGAUAGAAUUAGCAAACAUGGAAGUUUGGGACAACAUGUCUCAGUCAUUUUGGGGUUAGUUGUCACAUGUUUAAAAGGGAUUAAAAGUAACAGGUAAAAAAAAGUAAAAAGGUAAAAAAAAUGAGAAAAACAAUAAUUUUGUCCUUGCUUUAUUAGCUGCAAAAUCCACUGUGACAUCUUACCCCAUGUGGAGAGACAACUUACCCGAUGGUGGGGCAACAUGUCACACGUUCACGCUCUCUGUUUAAUUGCUUAACUUAUAGCUCUGCACUGACACAAGAUAUGAAAAUGACAUGAAUACAAAAUAUAUACCUGAGACUUUGAUCUUUCGUGUGGUACACAUUUUGUUUACAUAUGAUGUAUUGAUUCCAAGUAAUAUAUAAGAAUGUAAAAAGUGUGACAACAAGCUCCGGUCUCCCCUAUAUCUCAGCCACAACUGAUUUCAGUCCAUUGUAGAGAGUCAACCUGAAAUUUCCUUGCCAUUAUCAGCAAUUAGAAACUGUCCUUGUAGUGUAGACUGGUCGGUCCAAUUUAAUAGUAUAAUACCUCAGCUAGAUUAAUUAUGUACACAAUGUCAGCCUUUAUUUAAAAAAUGGCUUUUACUUGUGAGUAAACGUUGUUUCAUUGCAACUUCGCAUAAGAGUACUUCUCCCCCUGCUGAUCUGAAGAGCAGAGGAGAGGCUUCUCUAGUUUUUAACUGAAAGCAUUCAUGAUUUCAGGUGUUACUGAUGGGAAAAAGUGGUUCUGGAAAGACCAGUAUGAGAUCAAUCAUCUUUGCCAACUACAUAGCUCGAGACACACGUCGCCUUGGAGCUACAAGUAAGAGUAGUUUGAAAAAAAUGUGACAUGAAGAUGAAUGUUCUGUUUUAGAUUUUUCUUCACCAAAAUCAUUUCUUCUUCAUUAUAGUUGACGUUGAGCACUCCCAUGUUCGGUUUCUUGGCAAUCUGGUUCUAAACCUCUGGGAUUGUGGAGGGUACAAAACACUUCUUCAUUGUUUUUCAGACUAACCUCAACAAUUCAGAUUUUUCCCCCUUAUUCCAAACCCUCUGUAAAACUUGGUUCUGUGCUCUCUUCCUUCCACAGACAAGAUACAUUCAUGGAGAAUUACUUCACCAGCCAGAGGGACAACAUUUUCAGAAAUGUAGAGGUGCUUAUUUAUGUUUUUGACGUUGAGAGCCGUGAGCUGGAGAAGGACAUGCACUACUACCAGUCAUGUCUGGAAGCCAUCCUGCAGAACUCCCCUGAUGCCAAAGUGUUCUGCCUAGUUCACAAAAUGGAUCUGGUGCAGGAAGACCAGAGAGAUUUGGUAAGAUUAAUCAUUUUUGUUUUAUCGGCUGUAGGUGUCCCUGCCUCUUACAUAACAAGCAUAGAAAAUGCAAGUGUUUUGAUAGUCAUGUACACUGUGCUGCAAUAGACUUUUGCCAUAUUUGGGUCUCCCUGUAAGAGUCAAGGUAUCAUGUGGUGUAUUUUCUCUCAGCAUGAGGAUGCUCAAUCAAAAAUAUUUGGUAAUAUUCGUUAGAGGGCUCACUACAUGAAUUCCCUACACAAACAAACAGUACAGUGAAAUUAUUUAUGUGAAUUAAAUCUUUAAAUUUCACAAAUCAAGAAUGCACACACAAUUAAGUGUUGUUAAAAUCCAUAAUUUUCACUACAUAAUUGGAGUGUAUUUUAAAGUGUUUCUGAGCUAACUAACGUGUCACAAUUUUCAGAAUAAGAUGUAGCAAUUGUUUACAUUAUUCAACAUUAUCAUUUAAAUUUAAAAUUAAACUUCUGUAUUCAUGGUUUCUUGUUCUUUUGUCAUUGUUCACACACUUUGACCACCUGGUUGUUUGUUUUCCCCAUUUUUACAGAUCUUUAAGGAGCGUGAAGAAGAUCUGAAGAGACUGUCCAGACCUCUGGCCUGCACAUGCUUCAGGACAUCAAUCUGGGAUGAAACUCUCUACAAGGUUGAGUUAUAUGACUGUUUGUUGGAUAAAAGUAUGUCUGGUAACAAAGUCAACUUGGUAAGAAACUAUUUUAAAAUGUUUUUACAGGCCUGGUCAAGCAUUGUGUAUCAGCUCAUCCCAAAUGUCCAGCAGCUGGAGACAAACCUGAGAAAUUUUGCACAGAUCAUAGAGGCAGAUGAAGUUCUUCUGUUUGAGAGAGCCACCUUCCUGGUGAGAGCAGCCACUGUGUUUAAUUUUACCCCCUGAGCAGUAAAUUUAAGUCUAUUACCAAAACUUUUUUAAUGCAUUUUUUUCAUUUGGUGCCUUAAAUGCAGGUGAUCUCACACUAUCAGUGCAAGGAGCAGCGUGAUGCUCAUCGCUUCGAGAAGAUCAGUAACAUUAUCAAACAGUUCAAACUCAGCUGUAGGUGAGUUCAAAGAGCGAAAAACGGCCACACUCCCUCCACAAAUAUUCUGCUGAAUUUUUAUUCCAUUUCUGACUUUCUUUGUUUGUGUUUUUAUUCUAGUAAACUUGCAGCCUCUUUCCAAAGCAUGGAAGUCAGGAACUCCAACUUUGCUGCCUUUAUUGAUGUCUUCACCUCCAACACAUACGUCAUGGUCAUCAUGUCAGACCCCUCUAUUCGUAAGUAGUAAAUAUUACAAGUAUCAGAAACACAUCCAAGAUAAAUUUCCUGUCAUACCUCUAAUGUCAUUUUUCUUUUCUUUCAGCAUCUGCAGCCACUCUCAUCAACAUCCGUAAUGCUAGGAAACACUUUGAGAAGUUGGAGCGGGUGGAUGGACCCAAGCACAGCCUGCACAUGCGAAUGCGUUAGCAGCUGCGUUUUUCCCCAUAGAUCCUCUAAGCCAAUCAGUCCACAGACCACAUGAUACGGUCGUUCGCUCUGAUGCAUACGAGCAGCCCUGCACUGUUUCUUCUCUAUCCUCACAUUCAAUCACAGUUAUCUCUGGGCAGGAAUCAUUUUCCUUUCUUUUCUUUUCUGUCAAAUUUCUACAGUGAUCAUAAAUAUCAUGAACAGUAACACACUUGGAUGACUUAUUUGCCCCAACCUGUUGCAUUGAAGUGAGAGUGAAUUGUUGUGUUUUCUAUGGAAGGGGCUACCUUUGCUGUCACAUGUAUCGUCUUACACAAUAGAUAAAUUCACUCGAUGCAGUGAAUCCCAGUGAUCAGGAGACGUAAAUCUCCAAGUGAUGAGCAGCAGAUACUGUUUGAUUUUCAAAUGCAGUUUUUAAGCUGUUCAGUUUUGAAUGGAUGAAAAAUAUAGUUAUAUUCAGAAAAACAUCAUUUUCUCUGUGUUUUCUUUAUCUUUAGAAAUCUCAACAAAUUUAAAAACACCUUUAAGGUACAUUUAUCUUGAAAAAGUAGGAUAAAUAUCUUCACAUUUAGGAGGAUUCUGCGCAGAGAUUUUUAGUGUUGUCCCACAAGUUUAUUGCAGCGUCACUGACCAACAAGUUGCCUGGAGAUGAAAGCGUUGUUUGUGCUUUUAUAGUACAUAGAAGAACAAAAAGUAAAAAAUAGCCAAAUCAAACGUUUUAAUUUCAUUACCAGUAUUUUCUUAAGGUCUUACACAAAAUAAUUGACAUUAUUGACAUUAAUAACAUAAACUAGAGCUGACUACGAUUAGGCCUGCUAACUGUAAUCACACUCAAUUAAUUUAACAUUGUCCAUAAUCACUCAUAUCCUAACCCUGUAAACUGAACUCUUUUUUGUUUCACCAUUACAUGAGCUGUUGUUGUUGUUGCUGUUGUUUCUGCUGCCCCCUGUCUCUCUCUCACCCUCGUUCUCUACUCUCUCUCCCUCCCCCUCCCUCUCCUUACUCAUUCUCUCUCGCCUUCCCUUAUCUUGUUCUCUCUCUCUCUCCCCCUGUCCUCUCCCCUCUCCCCUCUUCUCUCUACAUUCCUCCCCAACCCAGCAGCGGCAUGGUGGCAGUCUAACAUGAGGCUGGUCCUGCCCAAGGUUUCUGCCUGUUAAAAGGAAGUUUUUCCUUGCCACUGCUACUCAUGUUAGUUGAGAUGGGCCAAAACCCAUCUCAGGUUGGUUCUUGAUCAUCAAACAAUGAGCGUGGUCUAGACCUGCUCUUGUUCCUUGAAAAGCGUCUUGAGAUGACGACUGUUGUGAAUUGGCGCUAUAUAAAUAAAAUUUGAUUGAUUGAUUUGA